AUGCCGAGCCAGAAGUCCUUCCGCACCAAGCAGAAGCUUGCGAAAGCUCAGAAGCAGAACCGCCCGAUCCCUCAGUGGAUCCGCCUGAGGACCAACAACACCAUCAGGUACAACGCCAAGAGGCGUCACUGGCGCAAGACCCGUCUCGGUAUCUAG
Molecule: messenger RNA, 156 nt
Organism: Dothidotthia symphoricarpi CBS 119687
Lineage: Eukaryota; Fungi; Ascomycota; Dothideomycetes; Pleosporales; Dothidotthiaceae
Product: putative 60S ribosomal protein L39
Exons: 3
Coding region: 1-156 (51 amino acids)
Biological process (GO): translation
Cellular component (GO): ribosome; cytosolic large ribosomal subunit
Molecular function (GO): structural constituent of ribosome
Source: RefSeq, a predicted model, not a curated record